AAACAAGAAGGUUUUUCAAAAACUUGCCUAAGGCCUCGUUUUGCCACCCCACUCUCCAGCGUCCUAAGUCCUGUCAGACAACAUGGGUCGUAUUGUGAAAGAUCAGGCAGAUACCAAGACCCUCAAGCCUAUGAAGCUAACGGAAGAUCAGAUAAAGAAAAUUUUCAAGAAAUACGACGUCAAUAAUGACAAUCAGCUCAGCAAGGAAGAGCUGAAGAAAGCCUUUCAUUACCUGGGCUCAAUUAUCCCUGGCAUUCGUGCCAACCGCGGCCUCCACCACGCCGAUGCCAAUAAAGACGGAGUAGUUGAUGAAGGGGAGAUGAACGAACUCGUGAAAUAUGCUGUGGGACUUGGAUUUAAAGUUAAGGCGUAGAAAUCCUUAAUUAGGUACUUAACAAUAACUUUUCAGAUAUGAUGUACUAAUAAUAUGUGUGCUUUGUACUUGCAAGCUUCAGCUUCUUCUAUGAUGUAGAAGCGAGAAAAAGCUAGACCUUCCGCAAUGUUUACUAUACAAAUUUAUGUAAGGAGGCAAUGCGGUUGUGUUGGUUUCAUGUUUACUUUUCUUUUUCUUUCCUUUCUGGUCGUGCUUGUAUUUUCUUGUCAUGGUAAUAGCAAAGAACAUUGUCUGCUCACUAUGUUUGCAUGGUGGAAGCAGAAUUUAUAUGGUCUAUUACUU
This is a messenger RNA of Quercus lobata, 676 nucleotides long. RefSeq names its product calmodulin-like protein 5. Bases 83 to 373 code for a protein of 96 amino acids. Lineage: Eukaryota; Viridiplantae; Streptophyta; Magnoliopsida; Fagales; Fagaceae. The record is from RefSeq and is a predicted model, not a curated record. The transcript has a single exon. Gene Ontology annotation, molecular function: calcium ion binding.